UUUGCACUGUUUUAUUCAUUACAUUUACGCACAAAACACAUUGAACAGAUUUUAUAGAUUUAAUAAUUUUCUCCAUUAUUUUAUUCUUUGUGUACACAUUCAUAUAUGCACAUGGGCGCAUCCCUAUCUUAUCGCAUCUCGGUCGUUUCAAUGUGAUCUGCGUCCGCCAUACCGUACGUAAAGAACUGCACGCCAGCCCUCAGCACAGACCAAGUGGAUGUGGAUGGUCUGAUACUGAACAAAGUCACUUUCAACCGACAGUCACCCCAGAGAGGAAACAAUGGCCGAAGACAUCCAGCAGAAACUGGAGAAGUACCGCACAGCGCCGUUUGACGCGCGCUUCCCCAACCAGAACCAGACCAGAAACUGCUGGCAGAAUUACCUGGAUCUUCAUCGAUGCCAAAAAGCUCUGGAUGCCAAAGGUGUUGACACAGCCCCCUGUGAAUGGUACAGACGAGUCUACAAGUCUCUCUGCCCUAUUUCCUGGAUUGAGAAGUGGGACACGCAGAUGGAUGAGGGAACGUUCCCCGGCAAGAUCUGAACAUCCUCGUCUCCAAAACCCCUGCAUCAGAGGGACCGGAACGCGUGUGUCUGUGAUCUCCAGCUGAGCAGGGCCUGACCAAUGUCUGUUUAAAAACGCACCUAUCCAGCUGGAGGAAGAGAGACAUGAUUACUGUCAUUCCUUAUAAAAAAGUGUUGCAGAGUCUGCAUUAAACUCAGGCAUGGUAAUGUGA
Messenger RNA from Triplophysa dalaica, 734 nucleotides. Its product is annotated as cytochrome c oxidase subunit 6B1. Gene Ontology annotation, cellular component: respiratory chain complex IV; mitochondrion. The transcript has 4 exons. NCBI's taxonomy places the organism in Eukaryota, Metazoa, Chordata, Actinopteri, Cypriniformes, Nemacheilidae. The record is from RefSeq and is a predicted model, not a curated record. Bases 281 to 541 code for a protein of 86 amino acids.